Molecule: messenger RNA, 987 nt
Organism: Protopterus annectens (West African lungfish)
Lineage: Eukaryota; Metazoa; Chordata; Ceratodontiformes; Protopteridae
Product: melatonin receptor type 1C-like
Exons: 2
Coding region: 1-987 (328 amino acids)
Biological process (GO): G protein-coupled receptor signaling pathway
Cellular component (GO): membrane
Molecular function (GO): melatonin receptor activity
Source: RefSeq, a predicted model, not a curated record
AUGACUAUAUUAGUUAUUAAUACUAACAGUGAUGGCAGCAGAUCAGUUGCUGGUAAUCACACUGCUUUUCCAGUUAAUAAAAUCUCAGAAGGUUUUACAAUUUUGCUGGCCACUGUGAUGAUCUUCACGACCACCAUGGACAUCUUUGGGAACAUACUAGUGAUGCUCUCUGUGUUACAAAACAAAAAACUCAGGAAUGCUGGUAAUAUGCUCGUUAUCAGUCUGUCUGCAGCUGAUGUCCUUGGUGCAGUCUAUCCAUAUCCUUUGAUUACCAGAUCUGUUUUGCAAAGCCAGUGGCAAUUUGGAGAACUACAAUGCCAGAUUUCAGCUUUCGUCCAUGGUUUGAGUUUCAAUGCCUCUGUUUACAACAUUAUGGCAAUAGCAAUCAAUCGCUGGUGCUGCAUUUGUCAUGGGAUGGAAUAUGACAAGAUAUUCACCAUGAAGAAGACCUAUUGCUAUAUAUUCUUGACAUGGAUAAUUAGCUUUAGUUUAGCUUUACCACUCCCCUUAAUGGGAGCUUUACAAUACAACCCACAUAUAUACAUGUGCACAUUCCUAUUCACUGUAAGUGAAUCAUUAACUAUUGGUGUUUCAAUCUUUCAUUUUAUUUUGCCAGUAAGUAUUGUAAUCUUAUGCUAUGCAAGCAUCUGGAUUACAGUCUUACAGGUUAAGUACAGACUUAAAAAAGACAGCAAGCAAAUUCUACAUCCCUCAGAUAUGAGAAACUUUCUGACAAUGUUUGCAGUAUUUGCACUUUUUGCCAUUUGCUGGGCACCAUUCAGUAUUCCUGCCUUGAUUGUAGGUUUCAGCCCUCCAGGAAAGGCACCAUAUUUUCCAUCCUGGUUGUUUGUUCUUGGCUUUUUUAGUGCAUGCUUCAAUAGCUGCCUUAAUGGAAUUGUUUAUGGACUAUUUAAUAAGAAUUUCCGGCAGGAGUACAAACGUGUCCUAUGGUCACUGUUAAUGUUUAUAACAAGAGUCAUACAGUGA